Messenger RNA from Botrytis fragariae, 267 nucleotides. RefSeq lists its product as uncharacterized. The transcript has 2 exons. The record is from RefSeq and is a predicted model, not a curated record. Bases 16 to 237 code for a protein of 73 amino acids. NCBI's taxonomy places the organism in Eukaryota, Fungi, Ascomycota, Leotiomycetes, Helotiales, Sclerotiniaceae.
CAAAAUCCACUUCACAUGUCCCAGCCAACGAUGGUCAUAUCCAACAACGAUCUACGCCUCAGGUGUUGGCAACAGCUACUUCCCCGAUCCAACACCAGCACAAGCCGAUUCACACAUAUUCGAAUCACCAUUCGAAUAUUCCCACAUCAACAACCGCCGGGCCUUGCUGGCAAAAUUCAACCAUCGAGCUGUAAAGUUCUACACUACUACAAUGAUUUCCAACUUCGUCAAUAUUGACUACGAUUUAUCUGAAUUCGCACCAGAUUA